AUGUCCAAUGAUAAGUUUAUAUCAGAUUUGGAAAAUAAAAGCAAAGCAAUAUGGAAAGUAAUAAAGCAGGAAGGAAAUAGUAAAAGGGAAAAUAUCACACUGAACUGUGACAACAAGAGAAUUAUUGACCCGCAGCAGAUUGCAAAUUUCUUCAGGCAGUGUAUGGUAUUUCUGGAUAAGAACAAAAUCCUUGAUGAUGCCCAAGAGGGUUUUUGGAAAAAUAAAUCUACAACCAAAGCCAUAUAUAAUUUCUUGCAAAAUGCUGUAGAAGCACUGGAUAAUAAAGAAAAUCCUGCUGAUAUUUUCUUAGAUCUAAGCAAAACUUUAGACAUUUUGGACCACAGAAUCCUGCUGGUAGAACUCCAAAAGUAUGGCAUUAGAGGCACCGCAUUAAAAUAG
This is a messenger RNA of Schistocerca gregaria, 399 nucleotides long. RefSeq lists its product as uncharacterized. Bases 1 to 399 code for a protein of 132 amino acids. The record is from RefSeq and is a predicted model, not a curated record. NCBI's taxonomy places the organism in Eukaryota, Metazoa, Arthropoda, Insecta, Orthoptera, Acrididae. The transcript is spliced from 2 exons.